UCGACGGAUAGGAGUUCCUGCAUCUAUUUGAUUGUUUAUUUUCAGUUUUGUGGAGUAAAUCAAAUGGAUAACCACAGACGAAAGUUCCAAACUAGCACAACCAUUGGACAUAUGUAUUUGCAGCCUUCUCCGUUUUAUUUAAAAACGUGCAAGAAUGCCCCUCUUCCUCCAGUCCUCCAGCGUCAGAAAAGAGUGCCGUCCUCUGCUCACUUCUCUCUCACCUCACACACUGAGCAUGACCGAAAGCCACUAAAUGGACCUCUGUACAAUGAAAUCCACUCUAAAGCCCCUCCGCACUGGACCACACACUUCCUCGAUGAGCUGGCCCAGAGGCUCAGAGACCAUCCAACGGUGCGAGUGGUCUCUAACCCCAUCAGUGAAAUGCAGGACCAGUACAGAGGUCAAUUAGCCGCAUGUGCACCUCUUGGUGAACACUAUAGCAAGAUACAGGCACUGUACCGACAGCUGGAAACGGCUCAGGCGUUCAUGCAAGAACCAGCCCGUAGCACAACCAAAGCAGACUUCAAGCACUUUCACAGGUCAGAUUUGUCUCCUCGCUCCGUCCUGGAUGCAGCUACCUUUAAUGGAAAACUUACCAAGAGCGGGGCUCACAGCCGACUUCCUGCUCACAAAGCUCCAUCCACUUUAUCAUGUCAACCCCGGCUGCCUCGCCCACCUCUCCCUUUGCCCCACAGGGGCAAAAGCAGUCUGUAUAUGGACAGUUUUAUGGUACCUGUGCCUCCCUCAACAUCACAAGCUGCUGACAUUGCACAAAGCGGGGUGAAAUGGGAAGAAGAUGGUGGUAGAGGCCUGUUACUGGACAUUUUAGGUGUUCCUAAAAUGUAUAGUACUGAGAAUCAGACAUAUGGAAGAAAUAGGAUGUCAGUGGUAUAAGAAAAAAGUUUGAUUUUCAGUUUUGCUGUAAUUGAUCUGAACUUAAACAAAAAAUGGUUUCAUCAAUAUUGCUUAAUUUCUGUUCUUUUCCUGCGUCACUCAGAGGGUCUGUAAUAAAUGGAGAACAAAACA
Molecule: messenger RNA, 1026 nt
Organism: Rhinichthys klamathensis goyatoka
Lineage: Eukaryota; Metazoa; Chordata; Actinopteri; Cypriniformes; Leuciscidae
Gene: saxo3
Exons: 5
Coding region: 64-894 (276 amino acids)
Source: RefSeq, a predicted model, not a curated record